Oncorhynchus gorbuscha (pink salmon) is the source of this 4864-nucleotide messenger RNA. Its product is annotated as dual specificity tyrosine-phosphorylation-regulated kinase 1B-like. Bases 2065 to 4593 code for a protein of 842 amino acids. The record is from RefSeq and is a predicted model, not a curated record. Gene Ontology annotation, cellular component: nucleus. The transcript is spliced from 11 exons. Lineage: Eukaryota; Metazoa; Chordata; Actinopteri; Salmoniformes; Salmonidae. Gene Ontology annotation, molecular function: protein serine/threonine kinase activity; transcription coactivator activity; protein serine/threonine/tyrosine kinase activity. Gene Ontology annotation, biological process: positive regulation of DNA-templated transcription; peptidyl-serine phosphorylation; protein autophosphorylation.
GCAGGGUGUGGAUCCGGAGCGGUCCAGAAAGGGUAGCCAGCACAGGGUGUAAUAACCGGAGAGGGGCGAAUAUGAGUUAAUGCUACCCGGGAAGAACACCACCUCGGAGGUGAAUAUCCUGUGAGAAAAAUAAGAGGCUUGAAUGAAAAUAUAGUUAAUUGUUUGACCUGGAGGUAUCAAAGGCGACAGGAGCGUGAGGAGAGAGCAUCGAGACACAUACAGAAGCUCCGAAUUGAUUGCCAGCGAACGACUGCGUAGAAGACAGUAUGAGAGGGAGGUGACAGUGUUGAAAAGUCUAUUGCUUUUGAUCAUUUGGAUCUACGGAGUAAAGUGUUUUGUUUUCAAUGCACGUUUUUAUUUUACUUUCGCGGGGAUCAAGACUCACUUCCGGAAACCCACUUACUUUUUGUUGAGCAGUCGCUACAGUUUUUGAAUCAAAACUGACGAACAGACUCCAAAACCGGACUAUUGUACUGUCGUCAAUGUCUUGUCAGACGAGAUACGUCAAUUAAAAUAAUUAAAAUAUUAUCUGGUAGAGUGCGGACCGGAUCUAUUGCUAUAAAUAUUAUAUUCAAGUAUUUGACAUUCUGUAGUUAACAAACAGCCUUUCCCACCCUAGUGAACUGGCGAGAGAGAAGGAUACAUUGUUGCUGCGUAUGAGGACGCGUCUCUGGCACAUCAAAUCAAAAUUGAAUAUUCACUGUUUUUUAUCAUCAAGAGAUUGCAUUGACUCUACCUAGAUCAGAGGCUUUGGAAUAGAGAGCAAGAAACUGAAACUGACACUAAAAACGGUUUUUACUUUUGUUGUGCCUUGGAAUACACUUACUUGCACAUGAGCACUUUGCUUUGUCAUAUUUAUUUUUGCAUGCACGUGUUUAUUUCUUCUUCCUGCACACGAUAACAUUUUUCACAAGCUAAAGGUUGUUGUCACUCGUGUUUUUAGUUCCGUGUCCCUCUCCUCCCACCUCUCGACCUGGCAGCGCUUAUUAAAGGCACCGGUUUACUGUGGACUUCGCUAGUUCCUUCAAGGGGGAAGGGUAGAUUUUCAUGUUUGUGCAUCUGGUGGAGGAGACAAAGACAAAAAGCUUUUACUGUGGAUGAUUUAUCUCUCUGAACUGUACCUGUUGUGUCACUGGAUUAAACCAGCAGGUUGAAGUCUGGGAAAGAAAACAGCACAGAUGUUUUGGAUUGCUUUCACCUUUGUUUUUUGACUGAUUAGUUCACAAUAGGAUACUUACACGGAAUCUAAGAGGCAAAGGCUAUUUUUAGAGUGAUGGGGUAAAUGGUGGUAGUUGGAAAUUGAGACCCCCACACUCAGCUCACCAACACUUCCAGCUUUAGCUCUGGUUCCAUUGUCAGCUGCUGAAUUAUCAAAACUGGAAAUUCGAGUGGGGGUCCUGUCUCAGUCAAGCUCCCAGAUAUACAUCUCACCCUGCUCAACUUCUUUUUAUCUUUGACUGGAAUUAAACUUUUUUUUCAGCACGGAACAAGGAACAAUGCAUGAGAAACUGCACUUAUAAAGAAGCAAACUUGAGUAACCAAAUAUUUUCUUCCCCAUAUACACAGAGAAGCAUAUAUAUAUAUAUUAAAUAAGAAAUAGCUAUGAAUUAUAUAAGAAUAUGUAGUUUAAAUAAUUAUAUUAUAUUUUUACGUCAGAAAUAAGUAUUGUUGCCUGAAACCCAGUUCAUUGCCUUAGAGAAACAUAGUAAUAAAGAAUACAGAGGAAAGACGACGUGGAACUUUUUUGGAAACAAGUUAAUGGUGCCUUUUUAGUUUCGUUGGUUCCUAAUGUCUCCACCACUUCAGGAUUGAAUUGUUGACAAAGAAAUAUUUUUGUGUGAAACCCUUAUAUACCUGCCUUUCCGGUUCAAACCUGAGUUUUAUUGUUGUUGGAUGUAUAUUGCUGGAUUGCAGAGAGUUCUGAAGAGUUCUGAGCUGAGGAUUACCCCUUCACUCUACACUUGAUGCAUCCUCAUAGUUUUCUAAAGUAAUUUUUGGAAUCCCCAAAUUAUAAACUUUGACUUGAUUUCUGGGAUACAGCAUCCCAACACACAAGAGUUUCAGAUGGUGAUCACUUCGUCAGUGGAGGAGAAGCCACAGCCUUCUAACAGAAUGGUCGCAAACUUGCCGACCGAAUCUUGGAUCAACAACCCAGAACAAAAUCGCUAUUUACCAACUCAGUCACACCUACUCCGGAAACCGACAAAAAGUGGAAGCAGCUCAGGAUGCAAGCCCCCCUCCUCUACCCUCUGCCAGCCUGCCGCCUUGGGCUUCUCCCCCGCUGAGCCAACCAUGUCGAGCCAGCAUAGCCACCCCUCCUUCAGCAACAUCCACUCCAUGGCUGAACAGCAGCAGGUGCUGUCUGAUGCGACCAUACUGCAGAGGAGGAUCCCCCCAAGUUUUAGAGAUCCCGCCAGCGCACCGCUGAGAAAACUCUCUGUCGAUCUGAUCAAGACUUACAAGCACAUCAAUGAGGUGUACUACACGAAGAAGAAGCGGCGUGCCCAGCAGGUGCCCCCGGAGGACUCGAGCACUAAGAAGGAGCGGAAGGUGUACAAUGAUGGCUACGACGACGACAACUACGACUACAUCGUCAAGAACGGGGAGAAGUGGCUGGACCGCUACGAGAUUGACUCGCUCAUCGGCAAGGGCUCCUUCGGGCAGGUGGUGAAAGCCUAUGACCACCACGAGCAGGAGUGGGUGGCCAUCAAGAUCAUCAAGAACAAGAAAGCCUUCCUGAACCAGGCCCAGAUAGAGCUGCGACUGCUGGAGCUCAUGAACAAACACGACACCGAGAUGAAGUACUACAUAGUCCACCUGAAGAGGCACUUCAUGUUCCGGAACCACCUGUGCCUGGUGUUCGAGCUUCUCUCCUACAACCUGUACGACCUCCUGCGCAACACCAACUUCCGCGGCGUCUCUCUCAACCUGACCAGAAAGUUUGCCCAGCAGCUGUGCACGGCGCUGCUGUUCCUGGCCACGCCCGAGCUCAGCAUCAUCCACUGCGACCUCAAGCCUGAGAACAUCCUGCUGUGCAACCCCAAGCGCAGCGCCAUCAAGAUCGUGGACUUUGGCAGCUCUUGUCAACUAGGCCAGAGGAUCUACCAGUACAUCCAGAGUCGGUUCUACAGAUCUCCGGAGGUGUUGCUGGGCAUGCCCUACGACCUGGCCAUUGACAUGUGGUCCCUGGGCUGCAUCCUGGUGGAGAUGCACACGGGAGAACCCCUCUUCAGCGGCUCCAACGAGGUGGAUCAGAUGAAUAAGAUAGUGGAGGUGCUGGGGGUCCCUCCCAACCACAUGCUGGAUCAGGCUCCCAAAGCACGGAAGUACUUUGACAAGUUGUCCGACGGUCUGUGGACCGUCAAGAAGAACAAGGACAUAAAGAAGGUACUUUACCCCUCGGCCUCCGAGUACAAGCCUCCUGCGACGCGGCGGCUCCAUGAGAUCCUGGGGGUGGAGACCGGGGGUCCUGGCGGGAGGCGGGGCGGAGAGCAGGGGCACGCUCCCUGCGAUUACCUGAAGUUCAAGGACCUGAUCCUGCGCAUGCUGGACUAUGACCCCAAGACACGCAUCACGCCCUUCUAUGCGCUGCAGCACAACUUCUUCAAGAAGACGACGGACGAGGGCACCAACACCAGCAGUUCCACCUCCACCAGCCCGGCCAUGGACCACAGCCACUCCACCUCCACCACCAGCUCCGUCUCCAGCUCCGGUACGGGACACAGCAGUGGAUCUAGCGGUUCUUCCAAUGACAACCGGAAUUACCGGUAUAGUAACCGGUACUACAACAGUGCAGUUACUCACUCAGACUACGAGAUGCAGAGUCCACAGGCUCCAUCUCAGCAGCAGCUGCGCCUCUGGCCGGGUGGAGAGGGGGGCAUGGGUCCACUGUCCAAUAGCGGCAGUAGCGUCGGCGACCCCCCAUACCCCCAGCUGCUGCUACACAAGCCGGCGGCUACGCAGCACUCACGCCACUUCCUGGGAGGCGGCGGUGUCGGGGGCAUGAUGGAACCCCACCACCCACACCCCAUCUACGGCGGUCACCACGGCAAUGGGCGGGGCCUGCGGCAGACUGGGCAGGGGAACCAGCCCCAGGGCCAGGCUUCACAGGGCCAGCAGGGCCAGCCCCUGAUGCCCAUCUCCUCCCCACAGAUGCCGGAUAGCAUCGAGCUCAGCCUCACACACCACCACCAUCUGGGUCAGUCUUCCAUCAUGCCGCCCCCAUCCAGCUUGGACUCCAGCCAGUACGGCUCCUCCAACCUCCACCUGGGCCUCUCUGCCUUUCGGACUAGGACGGUCAUGGCCCCCCAGCCGCCCCCCGCCGGCUCCCAGCAACAGUUGGCUCAGCCCCCAGCCUCUCAGGACAGCUUGGUCGCUGCCUCCGGGCUUGGAUACAUCCCCCCAUGCUACCCGGGAAGUAACAACAAUAACAACCCUCCCCAGGGUAGCGUUGUCGGGGGCGGGAUGCUCACCGGGGGGCCCCCACCCAGGGGAGUAGGGGGUGGUGGGGGGAGGCCGGACUCUGAGGAGUCCACCAUGAUGGGUGUGUGCGGCAAUGGAGGAGGCGGUGGUCAAAACACGGCCAACUCUUGAUAAAUCUUGAACAAAUUCCAAAAGCCAUACAAUUUUAACAACGACAACAUUACAAUUUCAACACGCAUACAUGCACAGUACACACUUGAGUUUGAAACAAAUACGGCCACACAUAUAGUUACAGAGACAAACUUGUGAAAUAUCAAAGGAGUUUUGUUUUGUUUUGCAUGGGAGAAGGUCGAGGGAGAGUAAGAGAGGGAGAGUGAGAGAGGGAGAGAGAGAGGGAGAGUGAGAGAGGGAGAGUAAGAGAGGGAGAGUGAGAGUGAGAGAG